AAAAAGAAAAUAGUGUAUGUGUCAAAUAAAGAUGUCAGGUACCGGAUUGCUGCGCUGUUGCAGAUUUUUCCAAUUUGUGGUGAUUCUACUAAUUCUAGUGGAACAACGCCACGUCCAAGCUAAUGUGAACAAUCACCUGGCCGGUGUGCAUCGGCGCUUCGAGUACAAAUAUUCAUUUAAGCCGCCAUAUUUGGCACAGAAAGAUGGUACCGUGCCAUUCUGGGAGUACGGAGGCAAUGCUAUUGCCAGCGCGGAGAGUGUACGUGUAGCUCCGUCUUUGCGUUCACAAAAGGGUGCCAUUUGGACAAAGUCGCCAACGAACUUCGACUGGUGGGAGGUGGAAAUAGUCUUCCGUGUGUCAGGACGUGGUCGCAUUGGUGCUGAUGGCUUGGCUUUUUGGUACACCACACAAAAGGGUGAUUAUAAUGGUGCUGUAUUUGGCUCCUCGGAUCGCUGGAAUGGUUUGGGCAUCUUCUUUGAUUCCUUUGAUAACGACAAUAAACACAAUAACCCAUAUAUUAUGGCUGUGGUGAACGAUGGCAUGAAACAAUUUGAUCACCAAAAUGAUGGUACCACUCAGCUAUUGUCUGGUUGUUUGCGUGAUUUUCGCAACAAACCAUUCCCAACACGUGCGCGCAUUGAAUACUACAACAAUGUACUGACUGUGCUGUUCCACAAUGGUAUGACGAACAAUAACGAGGAUUAUGAGAUGUGUUUGCGUGCUGAUGGUGUACAGUUACCCAAGAACGGUUACUUUGGUUUAUCGGCUGCAACGGGCGGUUUGGCAGACGAUCAUGACGUCUUCCACUUUUUAACAACGUCACUCCAUCCACCCGGUCAAAUACCAUCAGAACCGGUGAAAUCCCCAGAGAACUCUGAGAAGCUGACACAAGAAUACAAAGAAUACCAAGAAAAGCUGGAGAAACAAAAGCAAGAGUAUAAGAAGGAGCAUCCAGAUGAGGUUAAAGAUGAUGAUGAGUGGGAGGAAUUCUUCGAAUCGGAAAAUCAACGUGAAUUGCGUCAAAUAUUCCAAGGGCAAAGUCAAAUCUUCGAACAGUUGCGUGAUCUAUCGCGUAAAGUUGAUGAAGUAAUCGGUCGCCAAGAGAACACGCUCUCGUUGGUAUCGCGCAGUGCCGGUGCAGCGCCAGUGCAACAAGUAGGAGGCGCUACAGGCGCCGGUGUACCACCUGUUGCCACAGGCCCAGUAAGUGGCACUAUUACACGACCCGAAGUUGAUCUUAUGGUUGCCAAUCAGAAUGCCUUAUUAGCGACAGCACGUGAGCUACGCACGCUAAUUGGUGAAAUUCAAAUUCGCACAGACACCAUCAUACAAAAUCAGCAACGUGCGCCCACAGCUCAGGUGCAACCAGCGGGAUAUGAUAUUCAGGCCGUUAUCAACGAGAUGCGAGACGGUAUGAAUCAGGUGAAACAAGGAAUGGCGCAUGUUGGACAAAAACUUGGCUCGCCACAAGCUGGCGCACAAGUGGGUUGUCCAACAGGCAAUUGUGUUGGUGUAACUUUGUUCCUAGGCGUUACAGUUGUGCAGCUGCUGCUUGUAUUUUUGUACCAAAUUUUCAAGAGUCGUAGUGAAGCUCAAGCGAAAAAGUUCUAUUAAUACCAAAUUCCAAGAACAGCAGAACUGCAAUAGAAAAUUACGUUGAUAUAGGAGAAAGCUCAUCUUUUUCUACAUGUAAAUCAUUUAUAAUACACAUGUCCUAAUUAAUUCGAUUUUACUGAAAACAUAAGUGUUCUAUUACAUUCUAAGUUGUGUCAUUUAGCCGAAUGAUUAGAAUGAUUAGAACAUUUUCCCAAAAUAAGAAAGAAACAUGAACAAUUUGUAUACCAAGAGAACAAAAAAGUAAGCAAACUGUAAAUUUAAAUAUGUGCAUCAAAAGAGGAGUAGAUAAAAAGUAAACAAAAAUAGUAAAUUAAUUUGGAUGAUUAUGAUUUAGAAUUGAAAAUGUUUCUACAUCUGGAAUGAGAUUGUAUCAACCGUUGUGUGAGUGUAUCAUACAAUAAUAUUUAAUAGUGAU
Messenger RNA from Ceratitis capitata (Mediterranean fruit fly), 2033 nucleotides. RefSeq names its product protein ERGIC-53 (gene ergic53). The record is from RefSeq and is a predicted model, not a curated record. The transcript is spliced from 5 exons. The coding region runs from base 17 to 1615 and encodes 532 amino acids. Gene Ontology annotation, cellular component: endoplasmic reticulum-Golgi intermediate compartment; Golgi membrane; COPII-coated ER to Golgi transport vesicle. Gene Ontology annotation, molecular function: D-mannose binding. Gene Ontology annotation, biological process: endoplasmic reticulum to Golgi vesicle-mediated transport; endoplasmic reticulum organization; Golgi organization. NCBI's taxonomy places the organism in Eukaryota, Metazoa, Arthropoda, Insecta, Diptera, Tephritidae.